CUAGAGCGGCCCCGGAAAGGCUGUGGUUCCCCUGGGAGUGAGGGUGUUCGCGACCGGACGGCUGCCAGGCCCGCCCCUCCGCUCGGUGAUGGUCAUUGUCCUCCAGAACAGUGAUGGAGGAACUGUUGGCCCAGGAAGCAGCAGGAUCACCAAGGAUCCAGUUUCAGUCUUUGGAGACUCAGUCUGAGGGUCUGUUCCCAGAGCCUCAGUUCAUACAGGACACCGACAUGGAGCAGGGACUCACUGGGGGAUUUCCAAUUUCCAAGCCUGAUGGGAUCUCCCAGCUGGAACAAGAUCUACAGAUCUUUGAUCUGGAAACUAAGAAUAGAGAAGUCUUAAGAGAUGACUACUCAGAUGGAGAGACCAGAGAAGAGAAGCUGUUGAUUCCUAAGCAGAAAAUUUCGGAAGAAGUACAUUCAUACAAAGUGAGAGUAGGAAGACUCAAACAGGAUAUUGCCCAAGUUCCUGAUACUAGAGAAGUGUGUAAGUCUGAGGACAGAUUAGAAAGGCUUCAGGAAAUUCUAAGGAAAUUUCUCUUCCUGGAGAGAGAGUUUAGACAAAUAACAAUCUGCAAGGAAAGCUUCACCAGUGAGAAGAACAAUGAAUGCAGUGAACCUGAAAAAAGCUUCAGUGUGGAGUCUACCAUUGAUACAGAUCAGAGAGUUCUUAGAAUACAGAAUAUUGAUGACAAUGAUAAAUACGACAUGAGCUUCAAGCAGAAUGCAGCUGCUGAUAAACAUGAACACAUAAAUCUAACACAGAAUUUUCAGAGUAGUGAGUACAAGGAAAGCUUAAUGGAUCUCUCCCACCUUAAUACAUGGGAGAACAUUUCUACCACGGAGAAAUCCUGUAAGUGUGAUGUGUGUGGGAAAAUGUUCCUUCAGAGCUCAGCCCUUAUUAGACAUCAGAGAAUUCAUACUAGAGAGAAACCCUACAAAUGUAAAGAAUGUGAAAAAUCUUUCAGUCAGAGCUCAAGUCUUAGUCGACAUAAAAGAAUACAUGCUAGAGAAAAACCCUAUAAAUGUGAAGCAUCUGAUAAAUCCUGUGAAGUGUCUGAUAAGUCCUGUAGUCAAAGUUCAGGCAUAAUUCAACAUAAGAAAAUUCACACCAGAGCCAAAUCUUAUAAGUGUAGCAAUUGUGAAAGAGUCUUCAGUCGUAGUGUGCACCUUACUCAACAUCAGAGGAUUCACAGAGAGAUGCCCUGUAAGUGUACUGUAUGUGGCAGUGACUUCUGUCAUACUUCAUACCUAGUUGAACAUCAGAGGGUCCACCAAGAAUCGAAAUCCUAUGAGUACGGUGAGUGUGGGUUGGCCUAUAUUAAACAUCAAGGACUUCGUUUCAGAGAAAAGCCCUAUACAUGUAAUGAAUGUGGAAAAGACUUCAGAUUGAAUUCACAUCUUAUUCAGCAUCAAAGAAUUCACACAGGAGAGAAACCACACGAAUGUAAUGAAUGUGGAAAAGCUUUCAGUCAAACCUCAUGCCUUAUUCAGCAUCACAAAAUGCACAGAAAAGAUAAGUCAUAUGAAUGUAAUGAUUAUGAGGAAAGUUUCAGUCAUAGCUCAGAUCUUAUCCUGCAACAAGAAGUCCUCACCAGACAAAAAGUCUUUGAUUGUGAUGCAUGGGAAAAGAACUUCAGUCAGAGAGCGCACCUGGUUCAGCAUGAAAGAAUUCAUACCAAAGAGAAACCUUAUGAAUGUAAUGAACAUGGGAAGACAUUUAGUCAAGUUCAGGCUUCAUUCAGCAUUUGAGAGUUCACACCAGGGAGAACUCAUGUAGGUACUGAAUGUGGUAAAAGCCUUUAGUCAUAGCUCAACCCUUACUCAGCAUCAGAGAAUUCACACCAGAGAGAAACCCUCUUGAAUGUGACAAACGCAGGAAAGCUAUUAGUGUUAAACUCUUAAUCAACUCCUACAAAUCCAUACCAGUGCGAAAAUCUAUGAAUGUAUUGAAUGUGUUAAAUUCUUCAUGCUAUUUUCAUACCUUAAUCGUAAUUGGAAAGUUCAUACUGGAAUAAAAUUCCAUUACUGAAAUGAAUGUGAAAAAGCCAUCAAACUACCUUGUUUGGUAUCAAAUUCAUGUCAUAUAGAAAGCUUAUGAAUGUAAUAAAUAUGUAUGUGUGUAUGAGGAGAUGCAGGCAUAACCCAGUGCUCAUUC
Propithecus coquereli (Coquerel's sifaka) is the source of this 2154-nucleotide messenger RNA. RefSeq names its product zinc finger protein 655 (gene ZNF655). The record is from RefSeq and is a predicted model, not a curated record. The coding region runs from base 114 to 1748 and encodes 544 amino acids. The transcript has 4 exons. Lineage: Eukaryota; Metazoa; Chordata; Mammalia; Primates; Indriidae. Gene Ontology annotation, biological process: regulation of DNA-templated transcription.